CAUGGCUCGAAAAUGGCAGACAGUGGGAAACGAGAGAAAAUAGCCGCAGCUAAAAAGAAGCUAAAACAAUUCAAGCAAAAAACAGGAAGAAACUCACCAGCCAACUCCAAGAGUUCUAAUAAACCAUCUUCAGACAAGAAAUCUAAAUCUGGUUCUCCUGCUGAGGCUGACUCAGUUCAGGAAAACCACAUUGAACCUGUUCCUGUCAACAACAAUACUGACCAGGUUUUUGCGGAUUCCAUUCACAACAAACAGCUGACUGCUGAAACGCAGGAGACUGAACCUGAUCAAAGGAAUAUAAGAACUUUAGGACAUAAUCAGCAAGCCAAACACAGUGGUUUACUCUCACAUCUGUUUGGUGUGGAAAGGACAUCAGCAUCAAGGGAAAGUUUACAACAACUCUCACGACAACUUAACGGCCUUCUAUCAGAGUCUAACUCUUUGAUGGAUACAACUGAUACUACAGAAGAAGACAAUGCUAACAUAGCAGAAUUAGAGAGGAGAAACAGAGAGCUAGCCUCCUUGCUAGAAAAACACUCUGAAGCAAAUGAACAAUUGAAUAUCCAAGUUCAACAGACGAGGGAGCAUGCAAAAGCUCUCCAGGAUCAAAUUGAGCGAGAUCGGGGGGUGUUUGAAGAUAAACAGCGCCAAGAAAUAGGACCACUUAAAGAACAGUUACAGGUCCAUAUACAAACAAUUGGGAUUUUAGUGGCUGAGAAAACAGAACUUCUAUCUCAGCUGAAUCAGUCACAGAAGAUUGCAGAGCAGAGAUUUAAUGAGAUCGAAGAAUACAGUGGAAGAUUAAAAGCUUCACGACAACGAGUGGCAGAUCUAGAAAGAAACUUAUCAACAUCCAAUAAUUCUAGUCAAAAAUUUGAACAGAACAGCAAAGACUUUUCAAAAGAUAUUGACCGGUUAAAAAUAGAAUUGUACAAGUCAAAUAAAGCACAAGAGGAUCUUAAACAACAGUGUUCUGAGUUAGCAGAGAAAUUACAGUCUAAGACGUCGGAAUCUAUAGAAAUGGAACGCAAUGUAGAAGAUCUGAAAAAGCGCCUAGAAAUGGCAGAAUUAUACACCCAGCAAUUAUCAAGUCAGGGAGACAACAGUCAGGAGUCGUUAGAGGUCAUGGGUCAACUGCAACGGGAUAAGGAACUGCUGACCUCUCAAGUUCAGGAGUACUCUGAAGCAUUCCAGAAGGCUUGUGGUGAGCGAGACCAGGUGGCAGAUCAGUACAAGUCUUAUAUAGAUCAGCUACAACAGCAUAGCCAGCAACUCACAGAACAGGUAACAAGUUUGACAGAAGAACGGGAAGUUAUGGUGACACAACAACAUCAGCUAGAGGCCAAUAUUCUACAACUACAACAACAACUAGAAGAUGUCAGUGCUGAACAACACCAACAGCAACAAUCCAGCACCGAGGUGUUGGAGAAGGAGAAAGAGAUGGACUCACUACAAAAACAGCAUCAGGACCUCAGACAGCAGCACGAGGCACUGAUCAGGGAUAACUCACAGCUCAGUCGGUUUUUGGAAGAGAGAGAGACACAGAUACUGACUCUUGAGACCGAGAUGUCCGAUAUGGGAAUGGAGGCCAGUGAUAAGGCCCAGCUGUUGGAAAACAUACAGAGCAACAAAACCGCCCUCAGUCGAGCUCUCACUCAGAACAAAGACCUCAAAAACCAGUUGGCUGAAUUACAGAAUGGAUUUGUCAAGCUGAGCAAUGACAAUAUGGAGCUGAUGACAAAGGUCCAGUCAGAACAACACUCCUCACAAGAACACCUGUGUCGCCUCAGUCAGCGGGAAGAUGAACUCAAGAAUUUAAGAGAAGCUUUGUCAGAGAAGGACUUGAAGCUGUCCGAGCUGAAACAGACAACACAUGAAGAGACCAAAGAGCAGUACCACCAGGAGCAGAUCAAUGACAGAUUGAGACACUACGAGGCACAGGCCCAGCUGGUGGAGACUCUCCAACGGGAACUGCAAAAUUCUCAGGAUAUGACUGAUGCCCUAAAGACCCAGAACAGUGAACUACGUACAAUGUUGAUCAAGGCCUCAGAUAAUCAAAACAACCCAGGUCUGGACCCAGAGGAGGAGAAGAAACGAGAUGAUGUGAUUGACUCGUUGACUGCGGCGAUCAAACAACUUGAGUCGGAGAGGGGCCAACUAAUGCAGAAUCUAAAAGAUCAGCGAGAGCUUUCGGACAGUCUUACUGUCAAAGUCACUGACCUGGAGGAGGCGGUCAUACAGAAAAGCACAUUCCAUAUAGAUAAUGAUAAGGUGAGUCUGCAGGAGUACGAGACGAUGAGAAGGACCAUGCAGAUGAUAGAGGACAAAUACACCAGUGUGAUGAGAGACAAGGCCGAGUUAUCAGACAAGGCUGAGAGACUGGAGCAUAUCGUCCUACAGUUAGAGGGGGAGGCUGAUACUAUAGGAGAGUACAUAUCAUUAUAUCAUCACCAGCGUGCUUUAUUACAACAACGAGAAUCUCAGAAAAACGACUACAUUGCCCACCUUGCCAAAGACAGAGAACAGUUACAGGAGAAACUUGGAGAGCUGCAGCAGCUGGUGAUGCAGUUACUAGGAGAGAAGAACAUGUUGUCUAACUAUCACGAAGAGACAAACACUUCCAUGCAUUCCAACGAGCCGAGAAUACAACCACACCUCCAGAACUCACUGCAGCCUCUAGUGAAUGGGCUGGAUAAUAAUGAAGUGGACUGGCCUGACUAUACCAGUUCGGAAUCUGACUCAGAGAGUGAGGUGGAGGCUAUAGUUGGGGGCCAGGACAAUUUAAGAAACAAGGAAGUGUCAGAAAUGAUGGAGCCACCAACUGAACACGAACCCACACAACAUAGUCUCCAUCACCACCACCAUCAACAUCAUCAUCGUCACCAAGGACAACCUGCUCAUGAAGAGAACCAUGUCCAUAAUAAUGUGGCACCUCAGGAGGGCCAGACUGCCCAUAAAAUUCUUAAUCUCCUAACAGAAAUUGGACACUCUACACUAGUUGACAGACCAAAUGAUAUAGACCACAACUUCUUACCGUGUAAAUACUGUAAAGGACAAGUGCAGAUUAUAUGAGUGAAAUUGUAGAAAGAUACCUUACUAACACCUUUAAAGGUUUGUGGUCAAAAUCAUGUUUGGCUGAUCGUAAGAAAAUGUGCUUAUCAUGCCUGUGUGCCACAAGUUAUUUAAACUGGCAUAGACAGUGUGAGUACACUUCUCUGGAUUGGAGGAAACGCCUGACUCAACAAAGUGGGCGUAUCAUCUCUAAUACAGGAUAGGAGAUUUCUAACAAAGAAAUGAAAGGCAUACACACCUCUCCCUGUGGGACGGGUUGCCAUUAGUGAAUGAGGAGAAAACAUCAGAGACUAGACAUUUAUCUGACAUUGGGACUAUGUACCACCACCAACUCGUUCAGAUACUUCGUAAGAGGGUUGGCAUCAUAGAAUAUACAACUAGAGGUUUAAUGUUUUUCGUCCUGUGGAUCCCUCAUAUGCCUCGCAGAAAGUUGACAUGUGGUCCAAUGGAUCCCUCACGGAAAGUUGACAGGUGGUCCUAUGGAUCCCUCACGGAAACUUGACAGGUGGUCAUAUGGAUCCUUCAUAUGCCUCGCAGAAUGUUGAUACGUGCUCCUGUGGAUCCCUCACAGAAUGUUGAUACGUGCUCCUGUGGAUCCCUCACAGAAUGUUGAUAUGUGCUCCUGUGGAUCCCUCACAGAAUGUUGAUACGUGCUCCUGUGGAUCCCUCACAGAAUGUUGAUUCGUGUUCCUGUGGAUCCCUCGUAUGCCUCGCAGAAAGAGAGCAGUAACACUUGUACACUAGUGGUGUAAUAUAUGUGUCUGUUAUAUUUUGGAUUCCAUCCGACAACAACCUGCUGUUUGUGUAGCUCUAACAACAAAGGUAGUGUUUACCAGCACUAUUCUCUACCACAUGGAAAAGACAGAACUUCCAAAGUAGACCACAAGCCAUUCACCUGGAGCUUUCUAUUAUUUUUCAUUAAUGUUAAUGAUACUGCUAUCAGUACAUGAAAAAGACAUUGUCAUUUGUCAUAUUUGUUACACAUGAAGUGAUAUGGUUUAGAGAUUUUCAUGACGUGUUAUUUAACAAUUUCAAAAAGCCAAGCUUUUACAAGAAAUUAAUUAUGAUAUUGUGGAUUUUGCAAUAUUGGUUUGAUAUAACCCAUUCCAACAACAGUAUACUAACCAGCAGUUUUUUUUUUAUGCCAAUACCUUUUCAAGGUUUUUAGCAUUAUCAGUAUGUAUAUGAAUUUACUUUACAGAACCUUAAUCUAACUUUGGAAACUAUAAUAGAUAUCAUUGUAUUUUCUGUCACUUUUUUAAAUUAAAAAAAAAAAACAAAGCAAAAAUAUCCCCAAAUAAUUCCAGUGGGUCCGACACAAACUUGAGGAAUAAGAACCAAACCCAUUACAGUGUAUGUUGCCUGUCUACCAUUACAUGCCUUUCUGUGAUAAUCUGUGAUUUUUGUUGUGAGCAGAGUAUCAGCCUUGGUGUCUGAACUUUUCUGCAAGGAUAGUGGUUUCAGUUGUAGUUUGCAAGGUAAUGUUGUUCAUCGAUAGAUGAGCGAGACAUCAUGUGUGAUUAAAAAAUGAAUAUCUGACCCAUAACUCUGUACUGCUUUUUACUACCUAAUUUUGGUGCUUUAAAUUAUACUUGAUAUAUAGGUGAAAAGCUUACAGCCUUUGUGUUGUAUUGUAAAAUAAACAGUCCUGGUGUUGUGCUGUAAGAGAUCUUUUUUAAAUGAAAUUUUUCCUUUGUAAUCAGUUUCAUUUUUGCUAUCUUUGAAAUGAAAUUUUCUUAUUUUAUAAUUUAUAUUUCUCCAUGGCCAUUUAAGCUGUACAAUGUACAUAAGUGUGGAAUUUUCAAAAUUAAAGACCAUACAUAUAGGCCAAUUAUGAUGUACGCAAUAGGCUCUUUUGAAUUAGUCAUUGUACUUUCACCUGUGUUCAAGUCAACUCCACAAAGACUGGUGCAGAUCAUAUAUAGAUGAAAUAUGUAGUCCUGGUUGUUCUAUUUCACCCAUGUGGGUUUCUAAUCACUGUAUAAGUCUACAAUUUAACGCCCUGUACUAUUAUUGAAUGUCAUUAUCAGGAUGAAUUCAGCAUCAUUGCUAAGGCUGAAAAUAGUGAAAUGUAAACUGCCUUGAAAAUGCCCUAGCUUAUAGCUAAAAACAUUUACACAGGGAUCAUUAAAUAUUCUAAAUUUUUUGUGAAUUCAUGAUCAGCCACAAAAUGUAUUUGCAAAACAAACAUGUUUAAUGCUUCAUUGAAGAAAAAAUUCAUGAAAAUGUAGACAUUCCUGCACUGAUAUGUAUUGGUUCGGUGAUUACCUUGUUAAUCUGCAAGGGCUCAAACCAGGUCAUUUUCUUUAUCAUGGUCCAUAGAGUUGAACUGGUUGGACCAGAGUUGUUUGUUUAUGAAAUGAGGACUGACCUUGGUGAUUUUGUUAGUUUCAAUCUUUCAGAUAAGUUCUGACAUAUAUAUAGCUUGAAAUAUUACAUUUACAUGUAUAAACAGAGGAACUUGUUUGUCUGCACAAAUGAACAGGCCUACAGCCUCACAGGAUAUUGAAUAUGCAAUAUUUCAUUGCAAUCUAUUUGUGCCAUGUAGUGAUACAUGUAUAUAGUUCAUUGGAGAUUUCUCCCUUAUCCAGCUACUGUGCCCUAGUUUUAUACCAGUAUGACAAAUAAUAAAGUUACUGGCAGUUACAAACCUUUAUGUAUUGAAGAAAUGAUUUACACAUCAUUUCAAAUUAAUGCAGCUUAUUUGAAAUAAUGUAACACAAUAUUAUUUCAACUUAUCACAUUCCAGUGGACAAGAAUUCUUGAAUAUGAAACCAUAGCGAUACAUAUACAGACCAAGGAUAAGGGUAAUUUAUUGGUUCUUACUGGGGAAAAUACUUCGCACUGUAAUCUUACAAUCUGAUUAUCAUGUAAAAUGGAAUUGAAUUUUGUAGUCUUAUGCUCUCUACUGUAACAUUAUAACAAACUAUUAAGAUUAUCAUCAAGAUCUUCAGAUUAAUGACCAUAGAAUUCAAAGUUUGAACAAAGUGGUAAUAUACCAAGUACAUGAUAUUGGUAUAACAUAUAUUUCCAAGAAGCAAAAGACAAGUUUUGUAAUUACUAAAAGGAAAACUGUUUUGAUUUAAUUGUUACUUAUAGAUUAUAUAAAGACUUAUAGGAAUACAUGUACUGUAUAGGUAUCAUAAGUAGCACUGGAUAUUUUGUUUGUGACAGUGUUAACGUUAUGUUAAUUUAGUUCUAAAGCACAGAUCAUGUUACUAUUUUCAUUCAUAUUUGUCAAGACUUUAUUAAUCUAUGUUGCUCUAGUCAUCCAGAUCUAUGUUGAAUGUUUCAUACUCCAGUGGCGAAGGGAUGAAUAUGUAGGCAUGCCUGAAUCUGAGUUUCUGUCAUAAUAGUAAUUUUCAUCACAUGUAAUUGAUGACAUUACUUUCAUAAUUAGGGUGAAAGUAUGGCAAAAAAUAUUUACUGUAAUAAUAAUUUAUGUACAUUGAAUUACAGAGCUGUAAAGCUGUUUACAGUAUAUUAAAUAAUUUGAUUCAUAACAGUGUAUAUGCUUAAUCACUGACCAAAAAUCUGUAACACAAGUCAUUAUCGUUAAUGACUCUGCUUGGAAUCGAACCCAAGACCCCUAAUAUACUAGACUAACACUCCAUCAAAUUAGUUCAAGAGAAAUUCUUGACAAAUCAAUAGGAAGCAGCUAGUAUUUACCACUGUUAGAUGUAUGUAUUAGUACACAAAGGGCCAUCCCUUCUGUGAUAUGUAAAAAUAAACUGUGUAGAAUGUUUGAUUUUUAAAGGAAAACUUGCCAUGGGGAAAACGAAUAUAUACAUGGAACCCUUCAUCAGUCUGUAUAUAUAAUUUAAUAGUUAUACAACAUUCUGCAUUAGAAAAAUAUUACACCUAAUAUAGAAUGUAAUACAUAACUUUGUUUCAACAUAUCACAUGUUCAAUGAUUAUUUCAAACUUUGAUUUUGGCUGCCCAUGGCCAUGUUCUUUUUUGUUUUUAACUUUUUACUGCUGAGAUGGUUUGAAGUUGUGACUGCAUGGAACAGGAAUAUAUUUGUGUUUUACAAUUUUCCUAUCAAUAGCAUAAUCAUUUUAUAGAUAAGAUCUUGGAAAAUAAUAGACACUCUGUCUUGCUUAUCGGGGAAAUAUUGCCAAACAGCACAAGGAAUUUGUUUGCAUGUAUACUGUUAUGCAGCAUACCUGUGAUAUGUGCUAUGAAUUAUCUCCCUUUAAUAUUUUAAUGAGUUUAUCAAUGCAUGUACAAUGUAUAUGUGUUGCAACUUCUCGUUUUAAAAGUUAACUUAAAUUUGUUAUUAAAAUAAAUUUACUCAGUACAAAAAAAAUAUUUUAUUGUCGUUGCAGUGAAACUCUUCUCACGAAUAAUGAUAACAAUUUAUUGUUAAAUAAAAUAACAAAAAAUGGAUUUAAAUGAAGUCUAGACAAACUUAGUACAAGGUACAGCCAUUCCAUGUUAUUUUAUCCUUGUUAUAUAUUCACUUUGACAAAACAGUUUUCGCCCUUAUUUUACACUUACUUUAAGCUUAUCAAUGACAUAAUAAGACUUUCAUUAAGGAAUACAAAUGCAAUUAUCAGAAUAUCAUAAUCAUGAAAAUAUAAGACGUUGUUUUAAAAGUAUCUGAAGGGCAUAUCCCAUGGACAGGGAAAUCUCAAAAGAAGAAAGUAACAGUGUGACAAUCUAGAAUCAAACUUUUGUUGAGUUUGGAUUCUCAUGUUUCUUCCCGAAGGUUUCAAGAUUUUCUUACCCCUGAAACAUGCCCUUGUUCGAUUAUUUUUCUCCACACUUUAAACAAGUUAAAAGUAUUUUUCGUUAAUAAUAAUAAUAACAUACCUGGUAUGCUGCAGUUACUUUAACAGGUAAUUUGUCUUUUUCAAGUGAAUAUUGGAGAAAUAAACUUGAUUUGUUAUGAAGAAAAAAACAAUUGUGAUAUAAAAAUUAUUGUAAUAUUAGAAGUACACGGCCACAAAAUAUGCGUGAUAGAGUAAAUGUGUUCAAAGUGUGUGUUUGGCUAAACUUUCAUCAGUACUUAAUUAACUGUCGGUAAGCCAGUUUGUAUGCUGUUUGUGCUAUUGAUGUACAGUGCACCGUGUAUAUAUUAUCACAGUACCAUGUACAUACAGAGGAAUAUCAUGUUGAUAUGGUUGUGUACAUAAACCAAAAUAUAUGUUAAGUUAUUCAUAAUAUAAGAUUGGAGAUUGUUCAUUGUAAUACAAAAUUCUGUACAUACUGCACAUAUACAGUCAUGAUUUUUACUGAACUAUGCAUUUAACCAUGUAAUAAAUCCUUGGGGAAAUAUCAAGAAACUUGA
Molecule: messenger RNA, 8366 nt
Organism: Pecten maximus
Lineage: Eukaryota; Metazoa; Mollusca; Bivalvia; Pectinida; Pectinidae
Product: golgin subfamily A member 2-like
Exons: 25
Coding region: 13-3072 (1019 amino acids)
Biological process (GO): Golgi organization
Cellular component (GO): Golgi apparatus; Golgi cis cisterna; cis-Golgi network
Source: RefSeq, a predicted model, not a curated record